Acanthosepion pharaonis is the source of this 14814-nucleotide messenger RNA. The record is from the annotation of a GenBank genome assembly. Lineage: Eukaryota; Metazoa; Mollusca; Cephalopoda; Sepiida; Sepiidae.
UUGUCUCUCUUUCCCAAUCUUGCUCUUUUGUCUCUUUUCUUUCCCAAUCUUGCUCUUUCUCAUUUCUCCAUAUCAUCUAUUUGUCUCUUUUUCCCAAUCUCGCUCUUUCUCUGUUUCUCCAUAUCAUCUAUUUGUCUCUUUUCCAAUCUUGCUCUUUCUCUGUUUCUCCAUAUCAUCUAUUUGUCUCUCUUUCCCAAUCUCGCUCUUUCUCUGUUUCUCCAUACCAUCUAUUUGUCUCUUUCCCAAUCUUGCUCUUUCUCUGUUUCUCCUUCUCCAUCUCAUUUGUCUCUGUUUUCCCCUAAUUUGUCUCUUUCUCUGUUUCUCCCUUAUCAUCUAUUUGUCUCUUUUCCCAAUCUCUUUUUUUCUCUGUUUCUCCUUAUCAUCUAUUUUUCUCUGUUUCUCCAUAUCAUCUAUUUGUCCUCUCUUUUUUCUCUUUCUGUUUCUCCAUAUCAUCUAUUUGUCUCUUUUCCCAAUCUUGCUCUUUCUCUGUUUCUCCCUUAUCAUCUAUUUCUCUCUCUUUUCCCAAUCUCGCUCUUUCUCUUUUCUCUCUGUUUCUCCAUCCCAUCUAUUUGUCUCUGUUUUCCCAAUCUUGCUCUUUCUCUGCUCUUUCUCUGUUUCUCCAUAUCAUCUAUUUGUCUCUCUUUCACAAUCUCGCUCUUUCUCUGUUUCUCCAUACCAUCUAUUUGUCUCAUUUCUUUCCCAAUCUUUCUCAAUUUCUCUUUCUGUUUCUCCCUUAUCAUCUCAUCUCCCAAUUUGCUCUUUCUCUUUCUCCAUAUCUUCUAUUUGUCUCUCUUUCUCCUCUAUCAUGUUUCUUACCAUCUUUUGUCUUUCCCAAUCUCGCUCUUUCUCUGUUUCUCCAUACCAUCUAUUUGUCUCUCUUUUCCCCAAUCUCUUGCUCUUUCUGUUUCUCCAUCCAUCUAUUUGUCUCUCUUUCCCAAUCUUGCUCUUCUCUCUGUUUCUCCAUAUCAUCUAUUUGUCUCUCUUUCCCAAUCUCGCUCUGUUUUUUCUCUGUUUCUCCAUAUCAUCUAUUUGUCUCUCUUUUUCACAAUCUUGCUCUUUCUCUGUUUCCCAUAUCAUCUAUUUGUCUCUCUUUCCCAAUCUCGCUCUUUCUCUGUUUCUCCAUAUCAUCUAUUUGUCUCUUUUUCACAAUCUCGCUCUUUCUCUGUUUCUCCAUAUCAUCUAUUUGUCUCUCUUUCCCAAUCUCCUUUCUUUCUCUGUUUCUCCAUAUCAUCUAUUUGUCUCUUUUUUCUCCUUUCUCUGUUUCUCCUUUCUCUAUUUUCUCUCUUUCCCCAUUUCAUCUAUUCUGUUUGUCCUCUCUUUCUUUCCCAAUCUUGCUCUUUCUGUUUCUCCAUACCAUCUAUUUGUCUCUCUUUUCCCAAUCUCUAUUUGUCUCUCUUUCCCAAUCUUUCUCUGUUUCUCCAUAUCAUCUAUUUGUCUCUCUUUCCCAAUCACUCUUUCUCUGUUUCUCCAUAUCAUCUAUUUGUCUCUUUUUCCCAAUCUUGCUUUCUCUGUUUCUCCAUAUCAUCUAUUUGUCUCUUUUCCCCAAUCUUGCUCUUUUCUCUGUUUCUCCUUUUCCCAUCUCAUCUUUGUCUCUCCAUAUUUCCCAAUCUCUCUCUUUCUCUUUUUCUCCAUACCAUCUAUUUGUCUCUCUUUCCCAAUCUCGCUCUUUCUCUGUUUCUCCAUAUCAUCUAUUUGUCUCUUUUUCACAAUCUUGCUCUUUCUCUGUUUCUCCAUAUCAUCUAUUUGUCUCUUUUUCACAAUCUCGCUCUUUCUCUGUUUCUCCAUAUCAUCUAUUUGUCUCUCUCUUUCCCAAUCUCUAUUUGCUCUCUUUUUCUCUGUUUCUCCAUAUCAUCUAUUUGUCUCUCUUUCCCAAUCUUGCUUUUUCUCUGUUUCUCAUACCAUCUAUUUGUCUCCCUUAAUCAUCUUUUUAUUUGUCUCUCUUUCCCAAUCUUUCUAUUUUUCCCCAUCUAUUUGUCUCUCUUUUCCCAAUGCUCUUUCUCUGUUUCUCCAUAUCAUCUAUUUGUCUCUUUUCCCAAUCUCGCUCUUUCUCUGUUUCUCCCAUCAUCUAUUUGUCUCUUUUUUCCCAAUCUUGCUCUUUCUCUGUUUCUCCUUAUCAUCUAUUUGUCUCUUUUCCAAAUCUUGCUCUUUUCUGUUUCUCCUUAUCAUCUUGUCUCUUUUUCUCUGUUCUCUGUUUCUCCAUCAUCAUUUUAUCUCGUCUCUUUCUCUGUUUUUGUCUCUAUUUGUCUUUUCCCAAUCUUGCUCUUUUUCUCUGUUUCUCCAUAUCAUCUAUUUGUCUCUCUUUCCCAAUCUUGCUCUUUCUCUGUUUCUCCAUAUCAUCUAUUUGUCUCUCUUUCCCAAUCUUGCUCUUUCUCUGUUUCUCCAUAUCAUCUAUUUGUCUCUCUUUGUUUCUCUUUUCUCUGUUUCUCCAUAUCAUCUAUUUGUCUCUCUUUCCCAAUCUCGCUCUUUCUCUGUUUCUCCAUAUCAUCUAUUUGUCUCUCUUUCCCAAUCUUGCUCUUUCUCUGUUUCUCCAUAUCAUCUAUUUGUCUCUCUUUCCCAAUCUCGCUCUUUCUCUGUUUCUCCAUAUCAUCUAUUUGUCUCUCUUUCCCAAUCUCGCUCUUUCUCUGUUUCUCCAUAUCAUCUAUUUGUCUCUUUUUCCCAAUCUUGCUCUUUCUGUUUUCUCAUCUAUUUUCUCUCUUUUCCCAUCUUUUUCUCUGUUUCAUAUCAUCUUGUCUCUUUUUCUGUUUCUGUUUCCAUAUCAUCUAUUUGUCUCUUUCCCAAUCUUGCUCUUUCUCUGUUUCUCCAUACCAUCUAUUUGUCUCUCUUUCCCAAUCUCGCUCUUUCUCUGUUUCUCCAUAUCAUCUAUUUGUCUCUCUUUUCCCAAUCUCUGUUUCUCCUUUCUCUGUUUCUCCUGCAAUCUCAUCUUUCUCUUUUCUCUCUUUUUCCCAAUUUCGCUCUUUCUCUGUUUCUCCCUUACCAUCUAUUUGUCUCUUUCCCAAUCAUCUCUUUCUCUGUUUCUCCAUAUCAUCUUGUCUCUCUUUCCCUCUGCUCUUUUCUCUGUUUCUUCAUAUCAUCUAUUUGUCUCUUUCGCUCUCUCUGUUUCUCUCAUCUGUUUCUCUCUUUUCCCAAUCUCGCUCUUUCUCUGUUUCUCAUAUCAUCUAUUUGUCUCUUUUCCCAAUCUUGCUCUUUCUCUGUUUCUCCUUAUCAUCUAUUUGUCUCUCUUUCCCAAUCUUUGCUCUUUCUCUGUUUCUCCAUAUCAUCUAUUUGUCUCUCUUCCCCAAUCUUGCUCUUUCUCUGUUUCUCCAUAUCAUCUAUUUGUCUCUUUUCCUAUCUCUGUGUCUCUCUUUCUCUGUUUCUCCCUUACCAUCUAUUUGUCUCUCUUUCAAUCUCAAUCUUUCUGUUUCUCUGUUUCUAUCCUCUUUCCCAAUCUCGCUCUUUCUCUGUUUCUCCCUAUCAUCUAUUUGUCUCUCUUUCCCAAUCUCGCUCUUUCUCUGUUUUCUCCAUCUAUUUAUCUCUGUUUCUCUCUUCUUUCUCAAUUUCUCUCUUUCUGUUCUCUUUCCCAAUCUCUAUAUUUUUCUCUUUUCCAAUCAUCUAUUUGUCUCUCUUUCUCUGUUUCUCCAUAUCAUCUAUCUUUAUUUGUCUUUCUCUGUUUCCCAAUCAUCUAUUUGUCUCUUUUCUCUGUUUCUCUGUUCUCCAUAUCAUCUAUUUGUCUAUUUGUCAAUCUCGCUCUUUUCCCAAUUUGUCUCUUUUCCCAAUCUUGCCUCUUUCUCUGUUUCUCCAUAUCAUCUAUUUGUCUUUUUUCCCCAAUCUCUCUUUUUUUCUCCAUACCAUCUAUUUGUCUCUCUUUCCCAAUCUUGCUCUUUCUCUGUUUCUCCAUAUCAUCUAUUUGUCUCUCUUUCCCCAAUCUUGCUCUUUCUCUGUUUCUCCAUCAUCUAUUUGUCUCUCUUUCCCAAUCUUGCUCUUUCUCUGUUUCUCCCAUAUCAUCUAUUUGUCUCUCUUUCCCAAUCUUGCUCUUUCUCUGUUUCUCCAUAUCAUCUAUUUGUCUCUUUUUUCCCAAUCUCUGUUUCUCCUUUCUCUGUCUCUUUCCUUAUCAUCUAUUUGUCUCUCUUUUCAUCAAUUUGUCUCUUUCUCUGUUUCUUCUCCUUAUCAUCUAUUUGUCUCUCUUUCCCAAUCUCGCUCUUUCUCUGUUUCUCCAUAUCAUCUCUUUGUCUCUUUUUCCCAAUCUUGCUCUUUCUCUGUUUCUCCAUAUCAUCUAUUUGUCUCUCUUUCCCAAUAUCGCUCUUUCUCUGUUUCUCCAUAUCAUCUAUUUGUCUCUUUUUCCCAAUCUUGCUCUUUUUCUCUGUUUCUCCAUACCAUCUAUUUGUUUCUCUCUUUUCCUAUUUUUCUUUCUCUUUUCUCCAUAUCAAUUUGUCUCUGUUUCCCAAUCUGCUCUUUUCUCUGUUUCUCCAUAUCAUCUAUUUGUCUCUUUUUCUCUUUCUCUGUUUCUCUCUUUUCUCCCAAUCUCUUUCUCUGUUUCUCUUUCUCUUUCUUGCUCUUUUCUGUUUCUCCAUAUCAUCUAUUUGUCUCUCUUUCCCAAUCUCGCUCUUUCUCUGUUUCUCCUUACACCAUCUAUUUGUCUCUUUUUCCAAUCUUCCUUUCCCAAUCUUUCUCUCUGUUUCUCCAUAUCAUCUAUUUGUCUCUUUUUCCCAAUCUUGCUCUUUCUCUGUUUCUCCAUAUCAUCUAUUUGUCUCUUUUUCCCCAAUCUCGCUCUUUCUCUGUUUCUCCUUAUCAUCUUUUUUGUCUCUUCUUUUUCUCCAAUCUUGCUCUUUUCUCUGUUUCUCCAUAUCAUCUAUUUGUCUCUUUUUCCCAAUCUUUGCUCUUUCUCUGUUUCUCCCAUAUCAUCUGUUGUCUCUCUUUUCCCAAUUUGCUCUUCUCUGUUUCUCCAUAUCAUCUAUUUGUCUUUUCUUUUCUCUGUUUCUCCAUCAUCUAUUUGUCUCUUUUUCCCAAUUUGCUCUUUUCUCUUUUUCCAUAAUCUAUUUUGUCUCUCUUUCUGUUUCUCCAUAUCAUCUAUUUGUCUCUUUUUUCCAAUCUUGCUCUUUCUCUGUUUCUCCAUAUCAUCUAUUUGUCUCUCUUUUCCCAAUCUCGCUCUUUCUCUGUUUCUCCAUAUCAUCUAUUUGUCUCUCUUUCCCAAUCUCGCUCUUUCUCUGUGUUUCUCCCAUAUCAUCUAUUUGUCCUACCAUCUAUUUGUCUUUCUUUUCCAAUCUCGCUCUUUCUCUGUUUCUCCAUACCAUCUAUUUGUCUCUCUUUUCCAAUCUUGCUCUUUCUCUGUUUCUCCAUAUCAUCUAUUUGUCUCUUUUCCCAAUCUCGCUCUUUCUCUGUUUCUCCAUAUCAUCUAUUUUCUCUCUUUCCCAAUCUUGCUCUUUCUCUGUUUCUCCAUAUCAUCUAUUUGUCUCUCUUUCCCAAUCUCGCUCUUUCUCUGUUUCUCCAUAUCAUCUAUUUGUCUUUCUCUGUUUUUCCCAAUCUCGCUCUUUCUCUGUUUCUCCAUAUCAUCUAUUUGUCUCUUUUUCCCAAUUUGUCUUUCUCUGUUUCUCCAUAUCAUCUAUUUGUCUCUCUUUCCCAAUCUGCUCUUUCUCUGUUUCUCCAUAUCAUCUAUUUGUCUCUCUUUCCCAAUCUUGCUCUUUUUCUCUGUUUCUCCAUAUCAUCUAUUUGUCUCUUUUUUCACAAUCUCUUUCUCUGUUUCUCCAUAUCAUCUAUUUGUCUCUCUUUCCCAAUCUUGCUCUUUCUCUGUUUCUCCAUACCAUCUAUUUGUCUCUCUUUCCCAAUCUUGCUCUCUUUCUCUGUUUCUCCAUAUCAUCUAUUUGUCUCUUUUCACAAUCUCCUCUUUCUCUGUUUCUCCAUCAUCUAUUUGUCUCUCUUUCCCAAUCUUGCUCUUUCUCUGUUUCUCCAUAUCAUCUAUUUGUCUCUCUUUCCCAAUCUCGCUCUUUCUCUGUUUCUCCUUAUCAUCUAUUUGUCUCUUUUCCUAAUCUUGCUCUUUCUCUGUUUCAUCCUUAUCAUCUAUUUGUCUCUCGCUUUUCUUUUUCUCUUUCUCUCUUUCUCUUUUCUCUCUGUUUCCAUAUCAUCUAUUUGUCUCUCUUUUCCCAAUCUUGCUCUUUCUCUGUUUCUCCAUAUCAUCUAUUUGUCUCUCUUUUCCCAAUCUUGCUCUUUCUCUGUUUUCUCUGUUUCUCCAUAUCAUCUAUUUUUCUCUGUUUUCCCAAUCUAUUUGUCUCUUUCUCUGUUUCUCCCAUUUCAUAUCAUAUUUGUCUCUCUUUCCCAAUCUUGCUCUUUCUCUGUUUCUCCAUAUCAUCAUCUCUUUUUCAAUCUCUCUUUCUCUGUUUCUCCAUACCAUCUAUUUGUCUCUCUUUCCAAUCUCUUUCUCUGUUUCUCCAUCUAUUUGUCUCUCUUUCCCAAUCUUGCUCUUUUUCUGUUUCUCCAUAUCAUCUAUUUGUCUCUCUUUCCCAAUCUUGCUCUUUCUCUGUUUCUCCAUAUCAUCUAUUUGUCUCUUUUCCCAAUCUUGCUUUUUCUCUGUUUCUCCAUAUCAUCUAUUUGUCUCUCUUUCCCAAUCUCGCUCUUUCUCUGUUUCUCCAUAUCAUCUAUUUGUCUCUGUUUCUCCAUCUAUUUAUCAUCUUUCCCAAUUUGCUCUUUCUCUGUUUCUCCAUAUCAUCUAUUUGUCUCUCUUUUCCCAAUCUUGCUCUUUCUCUUUUCUCCAUAUCAUCUAUUUGUCUCUUUUCCCAAUCUUCUCUUUCUCUGUUUCUCCAUAUCAUCUAUUUGUCUCUUUUCACAAUCUCGCUCUUUUCUCUGUUUCUCCAUAUCAUCUAUUUGUCUCUUUUUCCCAAUCUUGCUCUUUCUCUGUUUCUCCAUAUCAUCUAUUUGUCUCUCUUUCCCAAUCUUGCUCUUUCUCUGUUUCUCCAUAUCAUCUAUUUGUCUCUCUUUUCCCAAUCUUCGCUCUUUCUGUUUCUCCAUAUCAUCUAUUUGUCUCUCUUUUCCAAUCUCGCUCUUUCUCUGUUUCUCCAUAUCAUCUAUUUGUCUCUCUUUUCCCAAUCUUGCUCUUUUCUCUGUUUCUCCAUAUCAUCUUGCUCUUUCUGUUUCUCCAUAUCAUCCUUGUCUCCAAUCUCGCUCUUUCUCUGUUUCUCCAAUCUCUAUUUGUCUCUUUUUCACAAUUUCUCUCUGUUUCUCCAUAUCAUCUAUUUGUCUCUUUUUCACAAUCUCGCUUUUUCUCUGUUUCUCCAUAUCAUCUAUUUGUCUCUUUUUCACAAUCUCGCUCUUUCUCUGUUUCUCCAUAUCAUCUAUUUGUCUCAUUUUCACAAUCUUGCUCUUUCUCUGUUUCUCCAUAUCAUCUAUUUGUCUCUUUUUCACAAUCUCGCUCUUUCUCUGUUUCUCCAUAUCAUCUAUUUGUCUCUCUUUCCCAAUCUCGCUCUUUCUCUGUUUCUUCAUACCAUCUAUUUGUCUCUUUUUCACAAUCUCGCUUUUUCUCUGUUUCUCCAUAUCAUCUAUUUGUCUCAUUUUCACAAUCUCGCUCUUUCUCUGUUUCUCCAUAUCAUCUAUUUGUCUCUUUUUCACAAUCUUGCUCUUUCUCUGUUUCUCCAUAUCAUCUAUUUGUCUCUUUUUCCCAAUCUUGCUCUUUCUCUGUUUCUCAUAUCAUCAUCUCUUUUUCUCGCUCUUUCUCUGUUUCUCCCAUACCAUCUUUGUCUCUCUUUUCCCAAUCUUGCUCUUUCUCUGUUUCUCCAUAUCAUCUAUUUUCUCUCUUUUCCCAAUCUCGCUCUUUCUCUGUUUCUCCAUACCAUCUAUUUGUCUCUCUUUCCCAAUCUUGCUCUUUCUCUGUUUCUCCAUGUCAUCUAUUUCUCUCUUUCCCAAUCUUGCUCUUUCUCUGUUUCUCCAUAUCAUCUAUUUGUCUCUCUUUCCCAAUUCUGUUUCUCCAUAUCAUCUAUUUGUCUCUUUUUCCCAAUCUUGCUCUUUUCUCUGUUUCUCCAUAUCAUCUAUUUGUCUCUUUUCCCAAUCUCGCUCUUUCUCUGUUUCUCCAUAUCAUCUAUUUGUCUCUUUCCCAAUCUCGCUCUUUCUCUGUUUCUCCAUAUCAUCUAUUUGUCUCUUUUCCCAAUGCUCCUCUUUCUCUGUUUCUCCAUCAUCUAUUGUCUCUUUUUUGCUCUUUCUCUGUUUUCCCAUUUGUCUCUCUUUUUUCCCAAUCUUGCUCUUUCUCUGUUUCUCCAUAUCAUCUAUUUGUCUCCCUUUCCCAAUCUUGCUCUUUCUCUGUUUCUCCAUAUCAUCUAUUUGUCUCUCUUUCCCAAUCUUUCUGUUUUCUCUGUUUCUCCAUAUCAUCUAUUUGUCUCUCUUUCCCAAUCUUGCUCUUUCUCUGUUUCUCCUAUCAUCUAUUUUCUCCUUUUUAUCUUGCUCUUUCUCUGUUUCUAUUUGUCUCUCUUUUCCCAAUCUCGCUCUUUUCUCUGUUUCUCCAUAUCAUCUAUUUGUCUCUUUUUCACAAUCUUGCUCUUUCUCUGUUUCUCCAUAUCAUCUAUUUGUCUCUCUUUCCCAAUCUCGCUCUUUCUCUGUUUCUCCAUACCAUCUAUUUGUCUCUCUUUCCCAAUCUUGCUCUUUCUCUGUUUCUCCAUAUCAUCUAUUUGUCUCUCUUUCCCAAUCUCGCUCUUUCUCUGUUUCUCCAUAUCAUCUAUUUGUCUCUUUUUCACAAUCUUGCUCUUUCUCUGUUUCUCCAUAUCAUCUAUUUGUCUCUCUUUCCCAAUCUCGCUCUUUCUCUGUUUCUCCAUAUCAUCUAUUUGUCUCUCUUUCCCAAUCUUGCUCUUUCUCUGUUUCUCCAUACCAUCUAUUUGUCUCUCUUUCCCAAUCUCGCUCUUUCUCUGUUUCUCCAUAUCAUCUAUUUGUCUCUCUUUCCCAAUCUCGCUCUUUCUCUGUUUCUCCAUAUCAUCUAUUUGUCUCUUUCCCAAUCUCUCUCUGUUUCCCACCAUCUUGUCUCUCUUUUCUGCUCUUUUCUCCAUAUCAUCUAUUUGUCUCUCUUUCCCAAUCUCGCUCUUUCUCUGUUUCUCCAUAUCAUCUAUUUGUCUCUUUUUCACAAUCUCGCUCUUUCUCUGUUUCUCCAUAUCAUCUAUUUGUCUCUCUUUCCCAAUCUUGCUCUUUCUCUGUUUCUCCAUAUCAUCUAUUUGUCUCUCUUUUCCCAAUCUCGCUCUUUCUCUGUUUCUCCAUAUCAUCUAUUUGUCUCAUUUUCACAAUCUUGCUCUUUCUCUGUUUCUCCAUAUCAUCUAUUUGUCUCUUUUUCACAAUCUCGCUCUUUCUCUGUUUCUCCAUAUCAUCUAUUUGUCUCUUUUCCCAAUCUCGCUCUUUCUCUGUUUCUCCAUAUCAUCUAUUUGUCUCUCUUUCCCAAUCUCGCUCUUUCUCUGUUUCUCCAUAUCAUCUAUUUGUCUCUCUUUCCCAAUCUUGCUCUUUCUCUGUUUCUCCAUAUCAUCUAUUUGUCUCUUUCCCAAUCUUGCUCUUUCUCUGUUUCUCCAUAUCAUGUAUUUGUCUCUUUUUCCCAAUCUCCUCUUUCUCUGUUUUCUCAUCUAUUUGUCUCUCUUUCUCUGUCUUUCUCUGUUUCUCCAUAUCUCUUUGUCUCUCUUUCCCAAUCUGCUCUGUUUUCUCUGUUUCUCAUAUCAUCUAUUUUCUCUUUCCCAAUGUCUUUGUCUCUGUUUUCCAUAUCAAUCUUGUCUCUUUCCCUCUGCUCUUUUUCUCCUCCAUAUCAUCUAUUUGUCUUUGUCUCUCUUUCCCAAUCUCGUCUCUUUUUUCUCUGUUUCUCUGUUUCUAUCAUCUAUUUGUCUCUCUUUUCCCAAUCUUGCUCUUUCUCUGUUUCUCCAUAUCAUCUAUUUGUCUCUCUUUCCCAAUCUCGCUCUUUCUCUGUUUCUCCCAUCAUCUAUUUGUCUCUCUUUUCCCAAUCUCGCUCUUUCUCUGUUUCUCCAUAUCAUCUAUUUGUCUCUCUUUCCCAAUCUUGCUCUUUCUCUGUUUCUCCUUACCAUCUAUUUGUCUCUUUUCAAUCUUGCUCUUUCUCUGUUUCUCAUACCAUUUAUUUGUCUUUCCCAAUCUCGCUCUUUCUCUGUUUCUCCAUACCAUCUAUUUGUCUCUCUUUCCCAAUCUCGCUCUUUCUCUGUUUCUCCAUACCAUCUAUUUGUCUCUCUUUCCCAAUCUUGCUCUUUCUCUGUUUCUCCAUAUCAUCUAUUUGUCUCUCUUUUCCCAAUCUCGCUCUUUCUCUGUUUCUCCAUAUCAUCUAUUUGUCUCUCUUUUCUCCUUAUCAUCAAUCUUGCUCUUUCUCUGUUUCUCCAUAUCAUCUAUUUGUCUCUCUUUCCCAAUCUCGCUCUUUCUCUGUUUCUCCAUUUAUCAUCUAUUUGUCUCUCUGUUUUUCCCAAUCUUGCUCUUUCUCUGUUUCUCCAUAUCAUCUAUUUGUCUCUCUUUCCCAAUCUCGCUCUUUCUCUGUUUCUCCAUAUCAUCUAUUUGUCUCUUUUUCACAAUCUCGCUCUUUCUCUGUUUCUCCCUUUUUCAUCUGUCUUUCUUUUCCCAAUCCUUGCUCUUUCCCAAUUUCUGUUUCUCCAUAUCAUCUAUUUGUCUCUUUUCCCAAUCUCGCUCUUUCUCUGUUUCUCCAUACCAUCUAUUUGUCUCUCUUUCCCAAUCUUGCUCUUUCUCUGUUUCUCCAUAUCAUCUAUUUGUCUCUCUUUCCCAAUCUCGCUCUUUCUCUGUUUCUCCAUAUCAUCUAUUUGUCUCUUUUUCACAAUCUCGCUCUUUCUCUGUUUCUCCAUAUCAUCUAUUUGUCUCUUUUUCACAAUCUCGCUCUUUCUCUGUUUCUCCUUAUCAUCUAUUUGUCUCUUUUUCACAAUCUCGCUCUUUCUCUGUUUCUCCAUAUCAUCUAUUUGUCUCUCUUUCCUCAAUCUGUUUCUCCAUUCUCUAUUUUCUCUCCCAAUCUUUCUUUCUCUGUUUCUCCAUAUCAUCUAUUUGUCUCUUUUUCUAUUUGUUUCUCCAUAUCAUCUAUUUGUCUCUCUUUCCCAAUCUUGCUCUUUCUCUGUUUCUCCAUAUCAUCUAUUUGUCUCUCUUUCCCAAUCUCGCUCUGUUUCUCUGUUUCUCCCAAUCUCAUCUUUCUUUAUCUCUUUCCAAUUUGUCUCUCUUUUUCUGUUUCUCCAUAUCAUCUAUUUGUCUCUCUUUCCCAAUCUCGCUCUUUCUCUGUUUCUCCAUAUCAUCUAUUUGUCUCUUUUUCACAAUCUUGCUCUUUCUCUGUUUCUCCAUAUCAUCUAUUUGUCUCUCUUUCCCAAUCUUGCUCUUUCUCUGUUUCUCCAUAUCAUCUAUUUGUCUCUUUUUCACAAUCUCGCUCUUUCUCUGUUUCUCCAUACCAUCUAUUUGUCUCUCUUUCCCAAUCUUGCUCUUUCUCUGUUUCUCCAUAUCAUCUAUUUGUCUCUCUUUCCCAAUCUCGCUCUUUCUCUGUUUCUCCAUAUCAUCUAUUUGUCUCUUUUUCACAAUCUUGCUCUUUCUCUUUUUUUCCAUAUCAUCUAUUUGUCUCUCUUUCCCAAUCUGUUUCUCUGUUUCUCCAUCUCAUCUAUUUGUCUCUUUUCCACAAUCUUGCUCUUUCUCUGUUUCUCCAUAUCAUCUAUUUGUCUCUCUUUUCUGUUUCCAAUCAUCUAUUUGUCUCUCUUUCCCAAUCUUGCUCUCUUUCUCUGUUCUCCAUAUCAUCUAUUCAUCUCUCUUUCCCAAUCUCGCUCUUUUCUCUGUUUCUCCAUACCAUCUAUUUGUCUCUCUUUCCCAAUCUUGCUCUUUCUCUGUUUCUCCAUAUCAUCUAUUUGUCUCUCUUUCCCAAUCUUGCUCUUUCUCUGUUUCUCCAUAUCAUCAUCUCUUUUGCUCUCUCUUUCCCAAUCUAUUUGCUCUUUCUCUCUCUGUUUCUCCAUAUCAUCUUUUGUCUCUUUCCCAAUCUUGCUCUUUCUCUGUUUCUCCAUAUCAUCUAUUUGCUCUUUCUCUUUCCCAUUUGUCUCUCUUUUCAAUCUUGCUCUUUUCUCUGUUUCUCCAUAUCAUCUAUUUGUCUCUCUUUCCCAAUCUUGCUCUUUCUCUGUUUCUCCAUAUCAUCUAUUUGUCUCUCUUUUCCCAAUCUCGCUCUUUCUCUGUUUCUCCAUAUCAUCUCCCAAUCUUGCUCUUUCUCUGUUUCUCCAUCAUCUCGCUCUUUUCUCUGUUUCUCCAUAUCAUCUAUUUGUCUCUCUUUCCCAAUCUCUCUUUCCCAAUCUCUUUUCUUUUCUCUGUUUCUCCAUAUCAUCUAUUUGUCUCUUUUUCACAAUCUCGCUCUUUCUCUGUUUCUCCAUAUCAUCUAUUUGUCUCUUUUUUCCUCUUUCUCUGUUUCUCCUUUCAUCUAUUUUCUCUCUUUCCCAAUCUAUUUUUCUCUGUUUCUCCAUAUCAUCUAUUUGUCUCUCUUUCCUCUGUUUCUGUUUCUCCAUAUCAUCUAUUUGUCUCUCUUUCCCAAUCUCGCUCUUUCUCUGUUUCUCCAUACCAUCUAUUUCUCUCUCUUUCCCAAUCUCGCUCUUUCUCUGUUUCUCCAUAUCAUCUAUUUGUCUCUCUUUCCCAAUCUCGCUCUUUCUCUGUUUCUCCAUAUCAUCUAUUUGUCUCUCUUUCCCAAUCUCGCUCUUUCUCUGUUUCUCCAUAUCAUCUAUUUGUCUCUCUUUCCCAAUCUCGCUCUUUUCUGUUUCUCCCAUAUCAUCUAUUUGUCUCUCUUUCCCAAUCUCGCACUUUCUCUGUUUCUCCAUAUCAUCUAUUUGUCUCUUUUCCCAAUCUCGCUCUUUCUCUGUUUCUCCAUACCAUCUAUUUCUCUCUCUUUCCCAAUCUCGCUCUUUCUGUUUCUCCAUACCAUCUAUUUGUCUCUCUUUCUCUUUCUCUGUUUCAUUCAUCCAAUCAUCUAUCUGUUUUCUCUUUCCCCAAUCUUGCUCUUUCUCUGUUUCUCCAUACCAUCUAUAUUUCUCUCUUUUCCCAAUCUCGCUCUUUCUCUGUUUCUCCAUACCAUCUAUUUGUCUCUCUUUUCCCAAUCUCGCUCUUUCUCUGUUUCUCCAUACCAUCAUCUAUUUGUCUCUCUUUCUCUGUUUCCCAAUCUCGCUCUUUUUUCUCUCUUUUUGUUUCCAUAUCAUCUAUUUGUCUCUUUUCCCAAUCUCGCUCUUUCUCUGUUUCUCCAUAUCAUCUAUUUGUCUCUCUUUCCCAAUCUCGCUCUUUCUCUGUUUCUCCAUAUCAUCUAUUUGUCUCUCUUUCCCAAUCUCGCUCUUUCUCUGUUUCUCCAUAUCAUCUAUUUGUCUCUCUUUCCCAAUCUUUCUCUGUUUCUCCAUAUCAUCUAUUUGUUCCCCCAAUCUCGCUCUUUCUCUGUUUCUCCAUAUCAUCUAUUUGUCUCUCUUUCCCAAUCUCGCUCUUUCUCUGUUUCUCCAUACCAUCUAUUUGUCUCUCUUUCCCAAUCUCGCUCUUUCUCUGUUUCUCCAUACCAUCUAUUUGUCUCUCUUUCACAAUCUCGCUCUUUCUCUGUUUCUCAAUACCAUCUUUCUCUGUUCUCCAUACCAUCUAUUUGUCUCUCUCAAUCUCGCUCUUUUUCUCUGUUUCUCCAUAUCAUCUAUUUGUCUCUCUUUCCCAAUCUCGCUCUUUCUCUGUUUCUCCAUACCUCUAUUUGUCUUUUUCACAAUCUUGCUCUUUCUCUGUUUCUCCAUAUCAUCUAUUUGUCUCUUUUUCACAAUCUCGCUCUUUCUCUGUUUCUCCAUAUCAUCUAUUUGUCUCUUUUUCACAAUCUCGCUUUUCUCUGUUUCUCCAUAUCAUCUAUUUGUCUCUUUUUCACAAUCUCGCUCUUUCUCUGUUUCUCCAUAUCAUCUAUUUGUCUCAUUUUCACAAUCUCGCUCUUUCUCUGUUUCUCCAUAUCAUCUAUUUGUCUCUUUCCCAAUCUCUCUUUCUCUGUUUCUCCAUAUCAUCUAUUUGUCUCUCUUUCAAUCUCUCUUUCUCUGUUUCUCCAUAUCAUCUAUUUCUCUCUCUUUCUCUGUUUCUCCAUCUUUCUCUGUUUCUCCAUACCAUCUAUUUGUCUCCCUUUCCCAAUCUCAAUCUCGCUCUUUCUCUGUUUCUCCAUACCAUCUAUUUCUCUCUCUUUCCCAAUCUCGCUCUUUCUCUGUUUCUCCAUAUCAUCUAUUUGUCUCUCUUUCCCAAUCUCGCUCUUUCUCUGUUUCUCCAUACCAUCUAUUUUCUCUCUUUCCCAAUCUCUCGCUCUUUCUCUGUUUCUCCAUAUCAUCUAUUUUCCCAAUCUCUCUCUUUCCCAAUCUCGCUCUUUCUCUGUUUCUCCAUACAUCAUCUAUUUGUCUCUCUUUUCCCAAUCUCGCUCUUUCUCUGUUUCUCCAUAUCAUCAUUUGUCUCUUUUCAAUCUCGCUCUUUCUCUGUUUCUCCAUACCAUCAUUUAUCUCUCUUCCCAAUCUCGCUCUUUCUCUGUUUCUCCAUAUCAUCUAUUGUCUCUCCUUUCCCAAUCUCUCUCUUUCUCUGUUUCUCCAUACCAUUUAUUUUCUCUUUCACAAUCUCGCUCUUUCUCUGUCUCUCUUUACCAUCUAUUUAUCUCUUUUCCCAAUCUCGCUCUUUUCUCUGUCUCCAUACCAUCUAUUUCUCUCUUUUCCCAAUCUCGCUCUUUCUCUGUUUCUCCAUACCAUCUAUUUGUCUCCCUUUCCCACUCUCGCUCUUUCUCUGUUUCUCCAUACUAUCAAUUUGUCUCCCUUUCACAACCUCGCUCUUUCUCUGUUUCUCCAUACCAUCUCUCUAUCUAUCUAUCUAUCUAUCUAUCUAUCUAUCUAUCAAGCUAACUAG